Messenger RNA from Formica exsecta, 543 nucleotides. RefSeq lists its product as uncharacterized. The transcript has 2 exons. The record is from RefSeq and is a predicted model, not a curated record. The coding region runs from base 175 to 513 and encodes 112 amino acids. Lineage: Eukaryota; Metazoa; Arthropoda; Insecta; Hymenoptera; Formicidae.
AUAAAUGAUGAUAUUAUCGCGAACGAUCAGUGACGCCGACGGCGGCUUAUAAACUCGUAUCAUGACAUACGAGCAGCCUCCGACGAGAAUACACAUCGUAUCGAUGUCGGAAAAGGUAAUUAAAAUUGCGUAUCAUCAUCGGUGCCAAAGAGGAUAGUCAUCCUAAAUCGCGGAAUGAAGAACCGAAUUGUUCAAAGUCCCGCUUAUGAAGACAGCGGAGUCGCGAUUUCCGGCGAACUCGGCGAGCCUUCCUUUUCCGGGGAAUGUGAAGGAAUAGUGUCCCUUCAAGCGCCGAAGGAAAUCGAGGAAGAUGCAAAUCCUGAUCCUAGAUAUGCCGCGCAAUGCACCAUAAGACAACAUUAUUACCCCGAAAACGGUUGGGGUUGGGUCAUCGUCGUGACAGGUGUCAUGGUACAGAUUCUCGCCACGGGAAUCCAAGGGGCUGCCGGAGCUUGGUUAUUACUUGAUGGAACAAAGCGAUAUCGUCAGACUCUCCUCAACGUAGGUACGUGAUGCAGUAAACAUUAUUAACAAUAUCUUAUC